Molecule: messenger RNA, 3028 nt
Organism: Folsomia candida
Lineage: Eukaryota; Metazoa; Arthropoda; Collembola; Entomobryomorpha; Isotomidae
Product: early nodulin-75
Exons: 2
Coding region: 523-1911 (462 amino acids)
Source: RefSeq, a predicted model, not a curated record
CUCACUCGUCUCAGUCGACUGGUGGACAUUCAACGGUAAAGUUAAGUCUGCGAUUUGUGUUAUAUCAGAACCAACCAUCUUAAAACGAACACGGUUAUUAUGUCAUUAUGAAAGUGUCCGGAAUUAGUAGUUUGAAAGUGAAAAUUGGUUAGUGGGGUACUGAGGUACCAUACGUUCCUGAAUUGCAAAUAUUUAUAUAAUCUCAAGAAAUUGUUUAAAAUCUAUAUAAAAACUUAAAAAGUGCAUGUUUUUACAAGUGACUCGACAGUUUCGUAUGUACAUGACUGACAAAUGUGGUGAUGGUGAUUAGUUAAGUAGUUAAUGUGUAAAUUUCUGGUGGACAAAACUCUACCGGAAACUACACUUUUAAGGAACAUGAUGUGAAAGUGUGUUUAUUUAUUAAGUUUAUCGAUCUAUGCAUCUAUAUAAAAAUUUACGUUUCUCUUCGCCUGAUUUUAUUUACGAAUAAUUAAUUACUGUAAACAAUUAAAUAAUUCUCUACUUACUACUGGAGUCAUCAUCAUGUCGUUGGGCAACUUAUCGACGAAAAUGCAUUUAAAAUAUAGUCAUACCAUUUUUGUAGUUUCAUUGGUCCUGGUCUUGUUAACCCAGCAGUCUCAACAAUCCCAGAUCUACCAUAAUCGCAGUCAAUCUUCGACACAGUUGGAUUUUGGCCAAAGAUUUUUUGACGCACUAAAUUCAUUAAGAUUAAAACGACAACUGUUUCGAGAAGAUAUUCCGCAUCAUCGGCCUUUGACGGGAAAUACGUAUUCCCAGAUUCACGGAUUUCCUCAUCCUGGAAGGUGGGCUGAUGGCACGAAAUCUAAAGAUGUUCCAAAUGGAAAUCUCCCCCCGGCCCAUUCCCAAUAUUUUGACAUGCUGGAUGGAGGAAGGCUUGGACGGUAUCAUACUGGAUUUGCCGUCGGAGGGGCAAAUAGUGGGGGUAGUUCUGCUAGUGGUGGAGAUUUUGGGGGUGGUGGUGGUGGUGGUGUCAAAGAUGUAUCGUUCGGGAACGAAUUGGUACAUCAUCAUCAUGACGAUGAACAUAAUAACGGUGGUGGUACUGGUGGGGGAGGAAACGACUUUGGCUUUACUGGAUUUGGUGGGGAUCAUCAAGAUCAGUACAACCCCCCACCGUCGAAACCACCACCCAGCUAUGAGUUCCAAUCUGGCGAAAAAGGUCUUCAAAAUCUAAACCAUCAUUACGGUGCUCCACCUCAAGUGAAUGUCCAAAUACAUGGAAAUUAUCCCGACAACAAUAAACAUCGUCCUGCCGAAGAGCCCAAAACUUUUAUUCACUACCAUCCCGUCCAAUAUUCACAAGUUCUGAACAUUCCGGAAACCACUUUCGAACCGUCGCCACCUCCACCGACUAAACAUCACGGUGCAACAAGUAACAGCUACGGUCCACCCAACCAUCAGCCGCACCCUCCCCUCGGAAUCGUGGAAGAAGGCGGCUUCGUCCCCAGUACGGGAAUUUCUUACGAUAAUGUGCCAAAGAAACCGGAUAAUCAUCAUAAUCAUCACCAAGUCCAUCAAAUUCAUCAUCAUCACCAUCACGAAAAUCCGGAGCCAAUAAAUCCAUAUCGGUUCGACCCUUACAAAAUAUUCUCUCACCAUCAACACCACCCAAAGCCAGAAGAGCACUCGGCUCCAGUCGCCAUCCCAAUUUUGGCCCAAUUUCAUACAUCGAAACCAAUAAAAUUCACCAAACUUAAAGAACCCAUCCACAUCAUUUAUCGACACCCUCCUCCAUCCGGUCCUCCAAAUCAUAACGAACAUCACCACCAUUACGGCGAACCCCCGAGACGACCCCCCCAUAAUUUCUUCCAUAAUUUCAUGCGACGUCCCAAAAUGCCCCUUUAUCCUCCACAAAAUCAUCCCGACUGGUUCUACAAUCAGAGAUUAUAACACGUAAGAAAAGGUACUUGAUCCACACACGCACGCAGCGAAGGAAGAAGAAGAAGACGAAGAAACUAAAGACUGUUCAUAUAAUUUUUUAUGUUUCUUAUACACUUAAUCUUUGUUAAGUAUUUCAUAACUUUAUGGUUAAUAUUUUUUUAAACUAGGAUUACCACUUUAUGUUUUAUGUUGGCGAUGGGUGAUGCGUACAUAAUAAUGCAAUAUGUGUAAUAUCAAAGAUAAGUACACGCAAAGUUGUAACAAUGUCUGUUUGUGAGGGAGUAGUAAAGUAGUAAAUAAAUAGUACUGCAUAUUUAGCUGGUAGUAGUGAAGACAGGGGUCUAAUUUACCGUGUCAUGUUUUGAUACGGAGCAAAAUUGCAUAAUUUGCGGUGGUGUGUGUCUUAUAAAAUACAACUGCCGACAUUUGCAUGGUUUUCGACAAUGGAAGAAAGGGAAACUAAACCAUUUCCUAUAUUUGUAUGUACGGCAUGUCCUGUGUUAAUACUGCUGCUGACCAACAGCAAAGCCACACCGUUCUAAAUUCAAUUCAAUCUAUUUUUAUUGCCAUCUCCGUUAGCAUGCAGUUUAAAAUUAAAGAAGUCAGUGUGCUUUUUAUUGAUGCUGUUCACUCACCAGCGUCAAGAUCUAUUGGCAGGAUAUGCGUAGGUAGGACUUAAGUAAAUCGUUACCAACUACACUUAAAAAGGAUUAAAUAAAGUAUGCAGUUGGUGUUACAAUGGAGACGCAAUUGCAAAAUUUGUCUCAUUAUUGUCAGAAUUGCAAAAAUUUAUAAAAUUUUAAAAUUUAUUUUUAUAAAAAUUAACACAAUAAUUUUAAAUAAGGGCAAUGUGGAUUGAUGAAUUAGACCGAGUCAGAUCGCAAAAUGCAAGAUACAGUUCCUCACAAUGGUAUUGGUCAAUAUAUGACAGAAAGAAAGUUUAUUGCGAUUUAGUUGGCUAAUCUAUACCAGAACAGAACAGAGAGAUGAGGUGUAUCUAUCUCUAGUACGUAUGACGUAUGUAGUGCUAUACAUAGUUAGUUGACAGCCGCGGAUAAAUAGUGCAUUGUAAAAAACAGAAGGAAGACCGAUUCGAUAUCGACGAUAAUAAAAAUGUUUUCUUAAA